Agrilus planipennis (emerald ash borer) is the source of this 425-nucleotide messenger RNA. RefSeq lists its product as uncharacterized. The coding region runs from base 55 to 327 and encodes 90 amino acids. The record is from RefSeq and is a predicted model, not a curated record. NCBI's taxonomy places the organism in Eukaryota, Metazoa, Arthropoda, Insecta, Coleoptera, Buprestidae. The transcript is spliced from 2 exons.
AAGUGCAUCGACGUAUCAGUGAUAUCUGAUAAACAGCAAUUAUUUGAAAUAAUCAUGAACAGUAAAUAUUUGUUUAGAUAUGAUAUACGUCGAAAGAAAGUUGUAAAUGAUUGUACCUUCAAUCCAACUGAAAUAUUAAAAUCUGAAACGCCAUGGCUCUGGGCUAUAAAUAAUCAAUAUGAAAAUGAAGAUGAUGAUGAAGAAGACAAUGUGGGUAAAUGGAUGAUCUUUUUGGGGAAGGCACAUGUCAAUUCAACCUGGAAUAAAAUAAAAGAGGCGAUAAAAAAUGGUCAUUUGUGGCAAAGUAUGCAAUUCGCACAAAUUUAACAUUUUUGUCAUAAUGUGUAGUUUAAGAUCACUAAACUAGAUAAAUUAACGAUAAUAAGUAGAGUUUAUUUAACUAAGAAAUCUUCUGAUUUAAUUAC